CCUCUGUUUACUUAAUCUGGCCCAUAGGGAUUCAAAACAUUGUGGUUACAACAUUUGAAAAGAAGAGAGAGGCCUAGCGAACCGAAGAGCAAAAGGCCUUGGUGAACGUAUUUUGGGAGCAAUGGGUGUGCGUUGGACCAUGUGGAUGUACAUGUACUGCGCACUGAAUGCGUUCCCAUUCAUCAUUUCCCCUAUUGUUUUCAAAACUACGGUUAUAUGCACAAUACUGGCAGUCUAUGUGUUUAUAUGUCUGUGUGUGAAACUUAAGUUUUUAUUGCCAUCGGCCUGGUGUAUGGGAUAAUUUACAUUGUUUGUAAAGUAUCAACGUCCUGCCAGGCUGAUUCACAGCUCCAACUUUAUUGACACAGUUCAACAUAUCCACCUUUAGUUGGAGAGAAACAUUUUAACGGCACAGAAAACGGGCAUGAGCAAACAAGUAAAAUUGUGCAAUUAUGUUGAGAUUACAAAUUAGAAAAUAGUGGGAAAAGAAAACAGCCUGGAGUCUCUGGAGCUAGGCCUCCUGUGUUAUUGUUAGAAAAAAGAGAGAAAAAGAAGAAAAAAAUUAUCCCAAAAGAAAUAAGCACAUAUGGUAGAGGACGGACGAGAGCAAUUUCAUGAAGUGUUGGUAUCAUGGCACAUGUUCAUUGCACAGUCGACAAAGAGCAGGCAUUACAAGUGCUGGGCUGAGAAGAAGAUGGAAGGUUCACCAUGGCAACCAGAUCUAGAUUGGAAGCAAAGAGACAAGGAGCUUGUAGACGACUUUUCCUGGUCUGAAGAGGACUUGUCAGACCGAGUUGCCACACCUUUCAAGUUUGUGUCUGUGGGACGGGGCAGUAGGAAGAGACGAGAUCCGCAAGAUGUCAGACUUCCACGGAUAUUUUUGGAUAGAAUCAGACAAAAGAACUUUCCCAGACGACCUGCUGGGCGAGGAAAUAUCUUGAAGACUUUCUCCAGCCAAAGCCUCUCAGGAAGUAUCCAGCCCCAAGACUCCCUUUGGAUGUCUAGUCAGGCUUCACCCUCUUCACUGAGCGAGGAUUUCCUGGGUGCAGCCUCACGAGGUCUCACCAGUGACAUCCUUGCAGGCAAGGCGUGCCUGAUGGAAAAGUUCUUGGGCAAGCCCAUGGCGGGCCAGGGAGGCUUCAACCCUUUUGGGAACAAGCACCAGCGAUCUUCCGGAUCCCUCCGAUCAACCCAGACAGCCCCCCUGCUGGACUUCAGCAGCCGGGAACAGUGGCCAGGCGUGGGCGCAUCCGCCUGCCAGUCCAACUGCGGUAAGAAUGGACCCAAGAAGAGCUUGAGCCUCCAGGAUGCCUUGAACGCCAUCUCGCGUACGCCGAACCAGUGGGACAGGGCCUCGCUGGACAGUUCUGGGAAGGGAAGUGGGGAUGGCAGCAGGAAGUGGAGGAGGACGAAGAGGAGCCAAGGGCGUGUUUCCCAAGGGCAAAAUGGAAGCCAAGACAAGGAGGGUGCUCCCAGGAUGAACGGAUCAGAAGGGGUUGCUGCUUGCUCCACUGUUGGAAGUGCUCUUCCUGAGAAUGGAAGCAAAGAAAGAGGUUCGGAAAAUGAUUUGAGUGGAACGAGUCGUCAGGAAGGAGAGGUAGAGAUCUGCACAUAUUUUACUUCUUACUGGAGAGUUGUUACUUCUGUUGUUCCACUAAUGGUGUCCUCCGACAGACAUGCCCUUAUCAUGACUUGAAUGAAUGUUUCUUCAUGCAAGCCUCAGUAAACUCUUAUUCACAGUGAGGCAAUUUUCCAUCUUGUUCCCUGAGUCUAUCAUGUUCACUGUAAUUUGUUAAUUGGGAUGGUGUCAGACUAU
This is a messenger RNA of Acanthaster planci (crown-of-thorns starfish), 1816 nucleotides long. RefSeq lists its product as uncharacterized. Gene Ontology annotation, molecular function: RNA binding. Lineage: Eukaryota; Metazoa; Echinodermata; Asteroidea; Valvatida; Acanthasteridae. The record is from RefSeq and is a predicted model, not a curated record.